AUGCAACCCCCGCACGGCGCCGAUCCCGAGGACUACUACGUCAAGCAGGAUCGUGUCGGAAAAGGCUCGUUUGGUGAAGUGUACAAAGGCUUCGACAAACGAUCCAGGCAACCCGUCGCAAUCAAGAUCAUCGACCUCGAGAAUGCCGAGGACGAGAUCGACGACAUCCAGCAAGAAAUCGCCAUCUUGAGCCAACUCGACAGCGCUCAUGUCACCAAGUACCAUGGCUCUUGGCUCAAGGGCACCAACCUGUGGAUCGUGAUGGAGUACUGCUCCGGAGGUAGUUGCUCCGACCUGAUGAAACCCGGCAGAUUCCGCGAAGACUACAUUGCCAUCGUAGUGCGCGAGCUGCUCAAGGGUCUCGAGUACCUGCACGGUGAAGGCAAGCUGCACCGCGACAUCAAGGCUGCCAACAUCCUUCUGUCCGCCACAGGUGACGUCAAACUCGCCGAUUUCGGUGUCUCUGGUCAACUCACAGCCACCAUGACCAAGAAAAACACUUUUGUCGGCACGCCUUACUGGAUGAGCCCCGAGGUGAUCAAACAGAGCGGGUACGAUUUCAAGGCCGACAUUUGGAGUUUGGGCAUCACCGCCAUCGAGCUUGCCAUGGGCGAGCCGCCCUACGCUGACCUUCAUCCGAUGAAGGUCCUCUUCCUCAUUCCCAAGAACCCCCCGCCUCAACUCGAAGGUCCCUUUUCUAGACCUUUUAAAGAGUUUGUCAACCUCUGCCUCCAACGUGACCCGGCCAACCGUCCGUCGGCCAAAGAGCUUCUCAAACACCCUUUCAUCCGCAAAGCCAAGAGGACCACCUACCUCACCGAACUCAUCGAGAGGCUCGAGCGCUGGAGGGCCGAGGGUGGCGAUCGUCACGAAUCCGAGGAGAGCGAGGAAGCAGACGACGACUUCCAGGAGGAUGGCGACGACAUGUGGGAUUUCGGCACGGUUCGCAACACCAUGCGUCGUGGUGGACGUGGAACAGUGGCCAUGCGCAUGCCCGCAAGUGCAAUGACUGCUGCUGCCGCCGCCGCCGCUAUCAACGGAGACGAAGAUGCGCUUUCUGGUAGAUAUCAGAGCAAGGAAUUGCCUCGGGUACCACAUCAACAGCCACCCCGAUCGCCACAGCCGCAGUCUCGUUCACCCACCUAUGAACAGCGACCCUCACACGCUCAACUUCCACACUCCCCACGCCAUGCGGUGUCAUCACCACGGUUGCAACAAGAGCAAGAGCAUCAACUACAACAUCAACAACAGCAGCAACAACAGAAGUGGUACCAACAGCAACAGCCACAACAACAACAACAACAACAACAACAACAACAGCAGCAGCAGCAGCAACUUGACCGCAGAUUCGGCUCCUCCGGUUCGGCAGGAUCUGGGUCGGGAUCUGUAGGUGGCACCGUGCGUCUCGCAGCAGCGCCGUCGCGACCAGGCAUCCCCAAUGGUGCAACUAGCGAUGCGAUCCUGCGCCAGCCAAGCUUUUCUGCAGCCGAUGCGUACGAUAAGGCCAUCUCUGGCAAUUCCAACUCGCACCACCACGCCUCUCCUAACGGCCAUGGACCAGCAUCCGACCCCUACUAUGCGGACAAUCAUCGCGGUGCGUAUCCUGACCGCGUGGAGGAAGAGCGAAGGAGGAUGGAAGAGCUUCACCUCCGUCAACAGGGCGGUACGCCAUCCAGCCCAGUCGCGCGCGGAGCUGAGGACCGUCACAAGGGUUCCCCCGAUCCAACGCAUCAGAAUCAGCAGCAGCAGCAGCAGCAGCAACCACAAAAACAAGCACAACCACAACAAGCACAACAACAGCAGCAGCAGCAGCAGCAGCAGCAGCAGGCUGCACGUCUCACUGCCCUUGAUACCGUCUUCCUGCCCGUCAUUGAGCAGCUUAACUUGGCAGUGGCAUCUCGACGAGACGCUGUGCGCACGUUGGCCAACUUGCGUGCAUGUUUAGAAGAAGCCGAGAUGGUCACGCCAGGCAUCAUGAACGCGUUUGCCGUCGAGCUCUUCCACACUAUGGCUGAGGUGGAAGGUGAUCGAGAGCCAGAGGAGGACCACUGGGAUUCUUGA
Messenger RNA from Mycosarcoma maydis (corn smut), 2061 nucleotides. RefSeq lists its product as uncharacterized. The transcript is spliced from 3 exons. Gene Ontology annotation, biological process: protein phosphorylation. The coding region runs from base 1 to 2061 and encodes 686 amino acids. Gene Ontology annotation, molecular function: ATP binding; protein kinase activity. The record is from RefSeq and is a predicted model, not a curated record. Lineage: Eukaryota; Fungi; Basidiomycota; Ustilaginomycetes; Ustilaginales.